Molecule: messenger RNA, 1069 nt
Organism: Pelagomonas calceolata
Lineage: Eukaryota; Pelagophyceae; Pelagomonadales; Pelagomonadaceae
Source: the annotation of a GenBank genome assembly
GACGAUGAGCGUCGAGCGCGACGCAAUUGCUCGAACCGCUGGCCGUAGGAGGUUAGUGCUCGUUGGCACAGUCUGUUCGAUCGGUGCAGCAUCACUGAGCGACGACAGCGGCUGACGAGCACUGCUUGCGCCGCACAGCCUACAGCCUGAGGCAGCCAGACCUCACGGCGUCGCGCAUUCAUCAUGCGCCGCCUGCACGCCAUCAUGCUGCUCGUCGCAGCCCUGGCCAAAGAACCAGAAACGCUGGAGAUGAAGUACGAGGACCCGGUCGACGGUCCUUUAAGGGACAUGGACCUCGACCUCACGAUGGUCAUCGACGAAGAGAUCAAGAAGCUCAUGACGCCGGAGCAGCUGGAAGAUUUGGAGAAUGCCGCGUUUCAAGAAACUAUUAAGCAGUCGAGAGGUGAGAGAGAGAGCCAAGGUGUCCGGGACCAGUGGGAGAGUAAAGAUGGCAUCGGACGUAAAGAGGAUUUGCGGAGGAAGAUGACGAAGAAGACGCGACGACGGUUGGAGGACCACGGCUUGGACUGCAAGGGCUGCACGAAUGCGGAGGCGAUUGAUGUGAUUAACGACUUUGUACGCAGAGAACAGAAGCGGAUCAAGUCCGAGGAGUACUACGCCGAGCGGCGGAGGAAGAUCAUGGGGUUUUUGGUGCCCUUUGGUUCCCUGGUAUUGUUGUUAAUGAUAGGGUUCCUGGUCUUGCAGGCGUCGGCGGCGGCCGUGGAUAGACCGCGAAAAGUGGACGACGAAAUCCGCGAGGCCAUCCGCCAGACGCAGUUCUACGCCGAGGCGAUGGCGGCAGCAAAAGCCGAGUCGCUCGCAAAGCCGGCGCCGACGUGGCGCGACAACGAGGAGCUCGAGGAGUGGACGCCGCGUCAAGAAAAGCAGUUCCGGAAGGCGCUCGGGCCGCUCCUGGGUCUCCCUCCAAAAGAGCGAUGGCGCCUCGUCGCCGAAAAGGUCGAGGGCAAGGACCACAAGGAGUGCGCGGCGCACUAUAAAUUGCAGCAGAUCCUGGAGAAAGAGGCGGCCGAGGGGAAGAAGGACGCAUAGAGUAACGUGUUAUUUGUUA